Molecule: messenger RNA, 1206 nt
Organism: Closterium sp. NIES-65
Lineage: Eukaryota; Viridiplantae; Streptophyta; Zygnematophyceae; Desmidiales; Closteriaceae
Source: the annotation of a GenBank genome assembly
AUGGAGGACGCAGAGGCGCGCCGCUCUCGCCUGCGCAGCAUGCGCGAGUCCGCGGCGAAGCAGCAGGCGGCGUCCCCCGGCGCGCCCACGCCUUCCGCCGCCCUCUCCGCACUCCCCUCCCCCGACUUCUCUCCGCCGCUUAUCCGUACGCAUCUGCGCGUGCGCCAUCCGGGGAAGGCGGACCUGGGGGAGGUAGAUAUGCUAGACGGCCAGCAGGAGCAGCCACCACAGGCUCGGGGAAUUUCUCAUAGGCCUCAUCAUUUCCCUCGCAGCAUCCGGACUCAAGCAGACGCCAUCACUGCAUGUGACAUGCUGCGCGCUGCAGGGCCCAGGAAGGUGGUGAUCACGAGCAUGGAGGUGGAUGGCCAGUUGCUGGUGGUGGGUAGCGACGCCAGCAGCCCUGCUGUAGAGCAGGUGGGUGCAGCAGAGCAGGUGAGUGGUGCAGCAGAGCAGGUGAGUGGUGCGGCAGAGCAGGUGAGUGGUGCGGCAGAGCAGGUGAGUGGUGCGGCAGAGCAGGUGAGUGGUGCGGCAGAGCAGGUGAGUGGUGCAGCAGAGCAGGUGAGUGGUGCGGCAGAGCAGGUGAGUGGUGCAGCAGAGCAGGUGAGUGGUGCAGCAGAGCAGGUGAGUGGUGCAGCAGAGCAGGUGAGUGGUGCGGCAGAGCAGGUGAGUGGUGCAGCAGAGCAGGUGAGUGGUGCAGCAGAGCAGGUGAGUGGUGCAGCAGAGCAGGUGAGUGGUGCAGCAGAGCAGGUGAGUGGUGCAGCAGAGCAGGUGAGUGGUGCAGCAGAGCAGGUGAGUGGUGCGGCAGAGCAGGUGAGUGGUGCAGCAGAGCAGGUGAGUGGUGCAGCAGAGCAGGUGAGUGGUGCAGCAGAGCAGGUGAGUGGUGCAGCAGAGCAGGUGAGUGGUGCAGCAGAGCAGGUGAGUGGUGCAGCAGAGCAGGUGAGUGGUGCAGCAGAGCAGGUGAGUGGUGCAGCAGAGCAGGUGAGUGGUGCAGCAGAGCAGGUGAGUGGUGCAGCAGAGCAGGUGAGUGGUGCAGCAGAGCAGGUGAGUGGUGCAGCAGAGCAGGGCACGGGGUGUGUGGGUGCUGGACUCGCUGCUGAUAGCCUGGUGCUGGUGGUGGGGCGUGACGCCAGUAGCCCUGCUGUAGAGCACAUGGGUGAGGUGACAGGGCAUGGGGCGUGCCAGUGUGGUGGUCGAGGUGUGCUUUGA